Erythranthe guttata (spotted monkey flower) is the source of this 2464-nucleotide messenger RNA. It is a transcript of the gene MEE32, whose product is annotated as dehydroquinate dehydratase, putative / shikimate dehydrogenase. NCBI's taxonomy places the organism in Eukaryota, Viridiplantae, Streptophyta, Magnoliopsida, Lamiales, Phrymaceae. Gene Ontology annotation, molecular function: shikimate 3-dehydrogenase (NADP+) activity; 3-dehydroquinate dehydratase activity. Gene Ontology annotation, biological process: chorismate biosynthetic process; shikimate metabolic process. The record is from RefSeq and is a predicted model, not a curated record.
CUUUCACCAACCACACUACCUUCCAAUUUCCCAUCCUCACUCUCACCAAACCACCCAAUCCCCAUUACCAUUUCUUUAUUUUGAUUUUUUUCUCGUCUUUUCGUCUUCAAUUUGUUCCUCCCGCACCCACCUACUCUAGUCUCUCUAUCGCCGGAAAACGCCACCGUCUCCCUUCAAGGUCCCUCGUCACCGUCCCGCCGCCCGCAGACCAGGAGGGGCGAUCAAGAGGGCUCGCCACGCAGACAUCGACGCCGCCGGUUCUGCCACCUGCGCGUACGCUAGCGGCCUCCGACACCGAUCUCAGAUUAUUUGCUGCUGAGUUGAUUUUUUGUGGCAUCAUCUUGAUUUCUUCCUCUGUUUGGGUUUUAUCAGUUCAUGAUGAAAGAAGAGGUCAUUCUACAGCCUGUCAAUGCUUCAUCGAAUCAUCAUCGAUUCCUAACCAGUCGUCCCAUUUUUCAUACAUAAAAACUUUGGCUUCCUCUCUAUUGUCUCUUUCAUAUAUUUUCUCGGCAGUGGAAAGCAUGGCGAGUGGGGUGGGAAUGAGGAAGAACGAGACAUUGAUAUGUGCUCCGUUAAUGGCGGACACAGUGGAUCAAGUGGUGAAUUUGAUGCACAAAUCAAAGGCAACGGGAGCUGAUAUUGUCGAAAUUAGGUUGGACCACUUGAAGAGCUUCGACCCACAUUCCGAUAUCCAGAAGUUAAUCAAAGAGUGCCCUCUCCCCACUCUCUUCACUUACAGACCUAUUUGGGAAGGUGGUCAGUAUGAUGGCGAUGAAAACACUCGUUUCAAUGCACUUCAACUAUGCAUGAAGUUGGGAGCUGAUCACAUUGACAUUGAACUCAAGGCUGCGCACGAGUUCAACAAGUUUUUGAAUGGAGGCAAGCCAGAAAAGUGCAAAGUUAUAGUUUCGUCGCACAAUUACGAUAGCACUCCUUCAUCUGAAGAACUGGGAAACCUCGUUGCCAGAAUACAAGCAGCUGGUGCUGACAUAGUUAAAUUCGCUACAACAGCAGUAGAUAUCACUGACGUUGCUCGAGUUUUUCAAAUAACAGUUCAUUGUCAAUCUUUUCAGGUACCCAUUAUUGCCAUGGUUAUGGGAGAGAGGGGAUUAAUGUCGAGGAUUCUUUGUCCUAAAUUUGGUGGAUAUCUUACAUUCGGGACUCUCGAAGCAGGAAAGGUGUCUGCUCCUGGACAGCCAACAAUCGAACAGUUGCUUAACUUGUACAAUUUUAGAUUGAUUGAUUCCGAUACAAAGGUAUUUGGGAUAAUUGGCAAGCCAGUCAGUCACAGCAAAUCACCUAAAUUAUACAACAGAGCUUUCAGAGAAGAUGGCUUUAAUGGAGUUUUUUUACAUUUAUUGGUUGAUGACCUUCCAAAAUUCUUCGACACAUAUUCCUCCUCGGAUUUUUCUGGUUUCAGUUGUACCAUUCCUCAUAAGGAAGUGGCUCUUUCGCGUUGUGAUGAAGUUGAUCCCGUAGCAAAGUCAAUAGGGGCGGUUAAUUGCGUCAUCAGACGACCUAAUGACGGAAAGCUCUUCGGCUGCAACACAGACUACAUUGGUGCAAUUUCUGCAAUUGAGGAUGGCCUAAGAGAAAAUGGAGCAAGUGGGCCCGUGUCACCCUUGGCUGGUAAACUGUUUGUAGUAAUUGGUGCAGGUGGUGCAGGCAAAGCACUUGCUUAUGGUGCGAAAGAAAAGGGAGCAAGGGUUGUGAUUGCUAAUCGUACCUAUGAACGAGCUAAAGAACUCGCCGAGAUUAUUGGAGGGCAGGCCUUGUCUCUUGCUGAUCUAGAAAGCUUCCAUCCAGAGAGUGGAAUGAUACUUGCAAAUACAACCUCAAUCGGUAUGCAACCGAAGAUUGAAGAGACACCUGUUCCUCAGGAAGCAUUGAAGCAUUACGAGCUCGUUUUUGACGCUGUCUACACUCCCAAAAUCACUAGACUGUUGGGUGAAGCACAAGAAGUAGGAGCCAAAAUCGUGACAGGUGUCGAAAUGUUCAUUGGACAGGCGUACGAACAAUACGAAAGGUUCACCGGUUUGCCAGCUCCAAAGCAACUAUUUAAGGAAAUCAUGGGAGAUCAUUGAUAAACAAAAGCUUCCUUCAAUCCCCCCGUUGCAAGUUUUUCUUUACGUAGGGCCCACAUGGCAUCGAUUUCGGAUAAAUUAUUCGACACGGGGGAUUAUUUCAAAUAUUUUUGCCUCACGUGAUGUGACUGGUUGAGAGUUGAUUUGUGUCAUUCUCAUUUGUUGUUGUAUGAUUACUCUUUUUUCUUCCUCCCCAAGUGGAUUGUACUUUUUGCAUAAGGGAUUGUACCAUAAGGGAUUAUUCUUUACCGUCUUUUGAAAAAAAACACUUUAUUUUUGGACAAUUGAAGAGAUAUGUAAUAUGUAAUAAAACUCAAGUUAUAUUUGAGUUCAAGAUACUAUGUAGUUGGAAUUGGAAGCAGUUUAUUUAUUCAUGAUAA